UUUCAAAGUGGUGAUAAGACAAGCAAUCACAUUGAAUGUUUCACCCAGGAUUUAGCAAAAGUUAAAGUGUAAAAUAUAGUACAUUUUUACAGUCUGUUAAAAAAGAAAAGGAAAAAUUACCAAAAUGGCUGAAGCAGUGAAAGUUAUUGUAAGAUGUCGUCCUUUAAACCAGAGAGAAAAGGAUUUAAAAUGCAAGAUCAUCCUAAAAAUGGAUUCAAGUUGUGGACAGUGUUCAAUCAUCAACCCAGCUGAUGAAAAUGGUCCACCAAAGGUUUUCACAUUUGAUGGAGCUUACUUUAUGGAAUCUACCACUGAACAACUGUAUAGUGAUAUUGUAUUCCCUAUCGUUGAUAGUGUUACAGAAGGAUACAAUGGAACAGUGUUUGCCUAUGGACAAACUGGUUGUGGCAAAUCUUUCACCAUGCAAGGAAUUUCCAGUCCUCCUACUCAACGAGGGAUAAUUCCAAGAGCUUUUGAACACAUUUUUGAAGCAAUAGCAACAGCAGAAAAUACAAAGUAUCUUGUUCAUGCUUCUUUCUUGGAAAUUUAUAAUGAAGAAAUUAGGGAUUUGUUAUCAAAGGAUCAUAAGAAAAAACUGGAGCUUAAAGAACACCCAGAAAAAGGAGUUUAUGUUCCAGGACUUUCCCUUCAUCCUGUACAUAAUGUACGAGAAUGUGAGUUAGUGAUGGAACAAGGCUGGAAAAAUCGAUCAGUAGGAGCCACACUGAUGAAUGCAGACUCAUCUCGUAGUCAUUCUAUCUUCACCAUCCACUUGGAGAUGAUGGACACUGAGGUUGAAGGCGAUCAGCAAAUUCGUCAGGGAAAGCUCAACUUGGUAGAUUUGGCAGGAAGUGAACGACAAAGUAAAACAGGAGCUACUGGAGAUCGGUUAAAGGAGGCUACCAAAAUUAAUCUUUCACUAUCAGCAUUGGGAAAUGUUAUUUCAGCUCUGGUGGAUGGCAAGUCUAAACACAUUCCUUAUAGAGAUUCGAAGCUAACAAGGCUUUUACAAGACUCUCUGGGAGGAAAUACUAAAACCUUAAUGGUUGCCUGUCUGUCACCUGCAGACAAUAAUUAUGAUGAAACUCUCAGUACUCUAAGGUAUGCUAACAGAGCUAAAAGCAUCAAAAACAAACCAAAAAUUAACGAAGACCCUAAAGAUGCUUUGUUACGAGAAUAUCAGGAAGAGAUCCAGCGACUCAAGGCUCUACUCAGUGGGCAACCUCUUCCUAAUAUGUCAGCUCCAGAAGAGGAUGAGGAAGAGAAAUAUAUUUCGGAGAAACUUCGAAAGGAGUAUGAUGAAAAAAUGAAAGAUCUUCAGGACAAAUACAAAAGAGAGCAAGAAUCUAAAGUAAAAUUACAGGAUGAUAUGACUCAUCUUAAAGCAUACUAUGAAGAAGAACUUCUAAAAGUGAAACAGAAUAAAUCUGAAGCUAGUGAUCCUAUGAAAAUAGAGGAUUCUACUAUGCAGAUUGCUCAUGUUACAUCAGGACCAGUAGCUACAUUUGAUCAAAAUGGACAUUUAGGCACUCCACAAACCUCACCAGUCCCACCAUAUGGCAAUGUAAUGGGGAAAAGGGAGUCUUUGGCUGAAAUAAGAACACAAGCUUUUGAAAGGCUACGUGAGUUGCAGGCUCAGAUGGUUGGAGGAGAAAGAGCUAAUGACAAAGUUUUGAAGGAGAAACGAGCAAAGAAAAGGAAUUAUGCUGAAAAACAAAUUAAUCGUAUUAAAGAGGCCUUGUCUAAUUUGGAUGAUGAUGAUGGUAUCAUGUUGAAAGUAUAUGAUGACAUUCACAUUGAACUAAAAGCCAAGACUGCUCUUGUUAAGAAAGCAAAGAAAAAAAUACAAGGUCUUGAAAGAGAGAUCAGCGAUUUGUACAGUGAGUUUGAAGAAGAUCGUACAGAUUACUUAGAAACUAUUAGAAAGCAAGAUCAACAAGUAAAACUUCUACAGCAGAUCCUAGAAAAAGUUGGACCUUGCAUUCGGCGUGAUUGCAACUAUUCAAACUUAGACAAGAUUAAGUUGGACAGUGUGUGGGAUGAAGACUUGCAAAAGUGGCGCAUUCCUGAGUUGGUUAUCGAGAAAACCCGACUUCCACCUGCUGGUAUUCAGCCUGGUCUGUACAUGCCUCAAUCCAGUGCUCGUUCUGCUCCUACUCCUAUGGAUUCAAACUACUUCAAGGAGUCUUCUAAUGACAAAUUUUUAAUGAAACUACAGCGAGGAGAACAAGAAGACAUUGCUGGUUCAUAUUUUAAGCCUAAAAGACAGGAACAGUUGCUCAGCAAGUUUCAGAAAGAUGCUAAUCGAGUGUUUCCUACUCGAGAAACUGGCUCACAUUUUCUAAAUUCAAACUCAAACAGAGAAGCCUUUGGAGGCUUUCAGUUCUCUAAACUCAACAGCAAUCUGUCCAACUCAUUACCAGCCAUUUGUUUAUCAGAACCUAUGGGCCCUGAAGUCCGAAAGCCUACACGUCUAAAUGCUCUCCCUGUCACCCUUGAAUUGGAGAAAAAAGCAAGUAGAAGAUUAAACAAGUCAAAUGAUGAUAUUCUGGACUGGACCAUUUGACAACUUCCUAUCCCCAGUGAGUUUAGGAGACUCAGUACUUUGCCUCCAAUACCUUCAAGUAAAUGUGAAGUUACAAAUAAAUCAGAUGAUACUACUACUAAUAUUAUAAAUCAGCCAUAAAUACUAUAUCAAGCUAGAGACAUCUUUAGUUCACUCUCAUGUCAAGUCUUCUUUUUCUUGGGGUUUCUUAUUAUUAAUGGCCAGUUUAGGCUAUGACAUGAGAUAAUGUAGUUUUGUUUUGUUUCUUAUUUAAAAAAAACAAACAAACAAAAAGCAAGGAGAUGCAAGACAUCUAGGAAACCCACUUGUAUCAGAUUUGCCUUUUUGACUGUGAUAUAUAUAUGCAUCUACAAUUAUAUAUUUAUAAAGCAAAUAAUAUGUGUUAUUAGAUAUACAAAACCAUCGCUUAAAUAAUGUAUAUUUAACUCCCUUAAUUCACAUACAGUUUGUAUUUUUGGUAGAUGGUGAUGAUGACUGCAGAAAUAUUUUUAAAAAGUGUUAUUUAGAUUAUUAAUUAUAAAAUCUAUCUUUACUUGUGUUUUUCUAUCAAAAGGAUAAGUGUUCCCUGUCAAUCUUGAUUUAAGAUCACAAGUUUUACGUGUAAGUCACUAUAGUAUGCUGGAGAUUUCAAGAUUUAAACAGUUUAAAAGUGAUAAAGGUUAGUACUGCAAGAUAGAAUGCUGUUAUCCAAACACAAACCAAAUAUCAUUGAGGAAUGAUACUAAAUUUCUAUCUUACUUAAAACUAGAACUCUUAUGUGCAGGAAUUCAUUUGAAGUUAGUGUUCUUAAUUGAAAUAUGAUACCCUUGUUGCAUGAGUAAUGGCAUUAGAGUACAAUAAACACUAAUCACUGUAUGUUGUAAUCCUGUUUUUUUAUAUUGGCAAAACUGGAAAAUUUAACCUUGAAAUCUUUUAUGCUAGUAUAUUAAUCUUUAAAAUAGAGUUUUAUCACAGUAUUACUGCUGUUUAUUGGUUGAUUUUCACUGUUUGCCUUUUUUUAAGGACUUACAUCAUAGAACAUUUUAAGGUAGUCAUAAUAAUUAGCAUACAUCCCUGUUAAAGGAGAUACUAAUCCCCUUAAUUAGUAGCCACAGCUCUGUUUGAGAUGAAGUCUACUGUGUCAGAGGCAUUAUUCUUUUCAAUGCUUGAUCUUUAACUGUUUUACUGACAUUUCAUUAUGUGUGAACUACCUUUCUGAAAAUAUACUGUAAACCAACUUUUUCAUUCCACAUUUCUGCUUUGAAUCAGUCAUGCUCCUUGCAUUCUACCAGGUGGUUAGGGUGCUUGACUCACAAUUUGGGGUUCGUGGGUUCGAAUCACCAUCCCACCAAACAUG
This is a messenger RNA of Limulus polyphemus (Atlantic horseshoe crab), 3902 nucleotides long. RefSeq names its product osmotic avoidance abnormal protein 3-like. Gene Ontology annotation, molecular function: ATP binding; microtubule binding; microtubule motor activity. The record is from RefSeq and is a predicted model, not a curated record. NCBI's taxonomy places the organism in Eukaryota, Metazoa, Arthropoda, Merostomata, Xiphosura, Limulidae. Bases 125 to 2566 code for a protein of 813 amino acids. The transcript has 16 exons. Gene Ontology annotation, biological process: microtubule-based movement.